AUGGUGUUUCAGAUUCGUACUGAUGAUAUCAAAGCAAGUUUGAAAGACGCUCCGAAUGCCAAGUACUACUACCCGCCCAAAGUUAUGGUACCGCUACCGUCGUGUUUCUACAAUCCAUCAGGAUACGUCUGCUGCAAUCUGCAAUUGAACAAUCUUAUUGAGGAUACGUUCGAAACGGUAAAGAACGUGCAAGGCUACAGCGCAUGUAAUAUCGCACGAAUGGCCAACAUCAUUCAGAGUGUUGUCGCUUUGUCGGAUUUCGCCCAAAAUGUUCACUUUGCUGGCGAUUUGGUUUGUAAAGUGGAGAUCGACGGC
Messenger RNA from Ostertagia ostertagi, 315 nucleotides. Lineage: Eukaryota; Metazoa; Nematoda; Chromadorea; Rhabditida; Trichostrongylidae. The record is from the annotation of a GenBank genome assembly.